This is a messenger RNA of Haliotis rufescens (red abalone), 9624 nucleotides long. RefSeq names its product ubiquitin carboxyl-terminal hydrolase 22-like. Gene Ontology annotation, molecular function: zinc ion binding; cysteine-type deubiquitinase activity. NCBI's taxonomy places the organism in Eukaryota, Metazoa, Mollusca, Gastropoda, Lepetellida, Haliotidae. The transcript is spliced from 13 exons. Gene Ontology annotation, biological process: protein deubiquitination. The coding region runs from base 105 to 1670 and encodes 521 amino acids. The record is from RefSeq and is a predicted model, not a curated record.
UUGAGUUGCUCUGCGCAUAACCUUUGUUGAGCAUUUUGGUGAUAAAUCUGACUCGAAGUUCACAUGAAGUUUGCGUCGCUCGAAAGUCACAGGAGGGGGGAAAGAUGAGUGUCGAUGGCUGCUCACACUUAAGUAGUUUCAAAGCAGCCAAAGGGACCGAACCUUUCCGUUUCAUUCAUUCCUAUUUUAUCGCCUGCACGACAGCUGACACAAGACGACAGAAGGCCAAGUCCUGCCUGUGUCACACAUGUAGGAAGCACUGUGUGCGUCUCCAUGCCUGUCUGUUCUGUGUCUACUUCGGCUGCUACAGUGAUCGACACAUCCAUGACCAUGCCAGGAGCAAGAAACACAACCUUGCCAUUGACAUGGUGUAUGGAGCCAUCUACUGUUUCUCCUGCCAUGACUACGUGUAUGACCGAGAACUGGAGCUGUUGGCUUAUGGACUGGGGCGGAAAUCGGCAUCCUCGCUUGGUCAGUCGGACACAUGCCUGAAAGGGUCACUGACUCCUUGGGACCCAUCAGAAGAGGAAGUUGCACUCCUGAAACUGAACCCCAAACGAAGGAAAGUUGAAGAGAAAUCGACCAUAGGUCUUCGCGGUUUGAUCAAUCUGGGCAAUACCUGCUUCAUGAACUGCAUCGUCCAGGCCCUUACUCACACACCCAUCCUCCGUGACUACUUCCUGUCUGACCAGCACAACUGCCAGACAUCCAGCAACUCCAAGCAGUGCCUCGUCUGUGAGAUGUCACGCCUGUUUCAGGAGUUCUACUCAGGGGUUCGGACACCUCACAUCCCGUAUCGACUGCUGCACUUAGUGUGGACCAAUGCUCGGCAUCUAGCUGGCUAUGAACAACAGGAUGCUCAUGAGUUCCUCAUAGCUGCACUAGAUGUUCUACAUAGACAUUGCAAGGGUACCAAUGGCCUCAACUCUAACAACCCACAUCACUGCAACUGUAUCAUAGACCAAAUCUUCACGGGGGGCCUGCAGUCAGAUGUCACCUGCAAAGAGUGCAAUAACGUUUCCACAACGAUUGACCCUAUAUGGGACAUCUCACUAGACUUGGGCCCAGGGCCCCCUUCCUCUAACAACAACAACUCUCACCUCUCUAUCGAAUCAGGUAUAUCGAGAAGCUACACUAACAGUCCAGGGACCUAUGAACCUACCUCAUUGAUUGAGUGCUUGAAAAGGUUUACAAAACCUGAGCACUUGGGCAGUUCAGCCAAGAUCAAGUGUAGCAAGUGUCACAGCUACCAGGAGUCCACCAAACAGUUGACAAUGAAGAAACUGCCGGUGGUGGCAUGCUUCCAUCUGAAGAGAUUUGAGCAUUCCACAGGCUACCAUAAGAAGAUCUCAACAUUUGUAUCAUUCCCAGAAGAACUAGACAUGACACCCUUCAUGUCUUCUUCGAGAAACAACAACAAUGGCUACUCAAAUCAAAUUGUGCAGGUCUCUGCCAAAGGUCUUUCAUGUGAAAACAAAUACUCUUUGUUCUCUGUGGUGAAUCACAGUGGUACCAUAGAAACCGGUCACUACACAUGCUACAUCCGCCUCCACAAGGACCAGUGGUUCAAGUGUGAAGAUCACAUGAUCACAAAGGCAUCACCAGAAGAAGUUCUCAAUAGUGAAGGGUACCUUUUGUUCUACCACAAGCAGAUCCUGGAGUAUGAAUGACAUACGUGGCUCUUAGGAAAUGUUUAAUUUGUCAAUUACUUGCUCAACUGUUGUAAUUCAGGUGAAAUCAAACGGAUGCACUACACCUUGCCUGUCGCUGCCUCAUCAUUUUGCCAAGCCAUGAUUAACCCUCAUCCAAUAACCUUGAGCUGUACCUUGGGUGGCACCUUGGGUUACACUUUGGUUUGUACCGGCCCAGCAAUGUGACAUGACUGUAAAGCCAGUCUACCGGUGGAACACACUCUAUAUGGUUGAUAGCUGGUAUAGCAAGUUGGUGAUAUUACAGACAUAUAUUGCCAUAAUUACCACUCACUUCUUGCUGUUGGCAAUGACAAUUAAAACACUGCGUUUAAAAAGUCACAAUGGGUAAAGGGUUACCGUGCUGAUGUACAACCACAAUCACUCUGCCCCACCCUAGUAUUCCACCCUGUGUUGAGCUGCAUCUGUAUCAGACAAGUCUGAUAUACGGGUACUCAGAUGAACGGCCAACACCACACAGCAGCCAUCUACCUUGAUGGCCUGGCAUCAGUGGGAGAGAGCCUGCAAGGGUAUUAUGUGAAUGCUGUAUAGAUUAGCUAAUCAAGCCACGAGGAGUGUCGGCUAUCAUCUGUACAUAUCAUGAGAGUACUUCUACUUCAGUGUGAACAAUACAUGUGUAUUGUCAAGUAGCUGUUUUACUAUGCCAAAGAUUAUUUUGUUACUUUAUGUUGUGAUACGCUUCUUGCCUGAAUGUGAAGCUAGGUUGGAGCUGUCAAAUCGGCACCUUGACUUGUGCUGAAGUCUUUCAGUCAGUUUCUAGAUUUACAACAUCCUUCUCAUUAAGUCGACAACAGUGACUGUAAAGUAGUGCUUCUUGGUAGAUCAACAAACUAAAUCAAAAACAAGUGCUGCCCUUUGAUUGAUUCUGAGUUGGUCUGUUUUGUUGAAUUGUAACAUACUAUUUAUAGUCCUUUGAAUGUCAUUUGGGAAAAUUAAUUACUACUUAACUAUAACACUGCCAUUCUCACCUGGUGUGAGUUUUUUAAGUAUUUAUCAAAACAAUUCUUUUGAUUGGUAACAUUGUGAGGUGUGGAAAUUGCGUUUCUUUAACACACAGCAUAGCUUUAGAAUUAAAGCGAUAUACCAAGUUCAUUAAUUACAUGCUUUGUAGUGGUUUCGGUUUUUAUUUAUGGUCAAGUUUAAAUAUCAAGAUGGAGGGUGAUUGUUAUAUUAUGGUCCUGAUUCUUGUUCCUAUGUAAUAACGAGUUCAAUUGUUGCAUUGUUGUUUUCAAAGCACCUUUGAUGUUUAUUGCUCUUGCACCUGGUCUUGUUUAGUUUUCUGAUCUUUACAUGGUAUUUCUUGGUUAUCAUUUUUCAAUUUACCUUUAAGAUUAAAAAUUCUGUCAGAUGGAAACAGUAGAAACAGCUAGUAAUAAAUGAUGCAUGUGACAACAUAAUGGUUAACAGCUCCAAAUAUUUAGAAAUCCUAAGUAAUCUAGAUAUGAGGUCACACAGAAAAAUUAUAAAAAAGAAAUCAAAAAUAAUUUUGGUCACAAUUAGUUUAUUUAAUUUAUCAAAGAGGGAAUGAUGGGAUGUUUUAACAAUAUAAGUCAGAAUGUUCUCUAUUUGACAUUUUGUGAUGUCAUUUAGAAACAUUUUUAAAGAGUUAUUAUAUAAGUUCCUUUGAUUUAAUUAGAUAAGUACUUGUACAAUAUUAGACUGUACCUUUCUGAUUUUUUUAUUAUUGGAAUAAUUUCCUGUUUUGGGGUGAUACUUAAUAAGGUUCCAAUAACUUGAUUCAUUUUGACAAACUAUCUUAUCAAGCUGUUAACAGAAUUAAGAACUUAAUCCAGAGUCAUUUAAUAUCAAUUUCACCAACUUUUCCUGUCCACUCCCCCCAAAUAAGCAUAAAAAAGUGCAUAUGGCUUUUUGUAUUUUCUAAUGGAUGUUAGAUCAUUUAGAGCUGAUUUGGUUGAUUGUUAUCAGAAUGUUAAGUUUCUCACACCUGACAGAGAUUUAAUGUUCUUGUGUGUUCGAAAAGACAAAUCCACCCCUUACUCUGAUCCAUCAUUUAGCAUUAAGAUCCUUAUUCAUGCAUUUGGGAUGAUUUGUUUGUAAGCUUUAUACUUGUUAAACCUCUGCCAUGACACAAGAUCUCUUAUGGGUUUCAGUAUUUUGACAGAAUAUCAUUGAUCAUGUCGAAGACAAUACAAACUUUGUGCUAAAAUAUCCAGAUAUCACAACCACUUUGUCUUGAGAGGAUGUCAGUUAUUUUUUAUUGAAACUUUAGGGUAUGGACAAUAGGUGUCACAGUUCAGUGUCAGUGAAACGAUAUGUGUGUCCAUAAUAUAUUGUUCACUGUUUAUCUUCCUCUAUCAAUACACAAUUCUUAGAGUUAACCAUAAAUGUCAAUACAGUCUUUUCUGUGAUGGUUCAACAGGACUGCACAGAUGCACAAUGCUAUGCUCAGAUGUACACUAGGUUAUUCAGAAUCUUUUAAGUCUGUGGAUAAGUUGGGGGACGUUUGCCAUGUAUUUUAUUACCUUGUUUACCAAUUCAUUGACAAUGUGUCAAAACAAAUUCAACAGGGUGUCGUCAGAACCCUCUAUAUUCCUCCAGGCAAUUAUGUACAGUUAACCAGAUUAACCAGCUUAUCCAGAUUGUAUUGAUGCAGUGGUAUCUGCUAGAUUAACCAAUUGCUGCAUUAAGAAAGUUUUCCAGAUUUACAAAAGGGCUAUGAGAUCUGCAUCAAUUUGGGCUUUCUUCCCACAUAAAGCUGACACGCAAGGAUAUAACUGGAAUACUGUAAAAAACGGUGUUAAACCUAAUUCGCUCACUCACUAGAUUAACGAAACAUUGUUAUGUAAUAAGUUUGCUUCAUUACAAAAUUAAGUUUGCCAUCAAUAAUCCCCCACAGGUUGUCGGAGUAAAAGGGUGUCAUCGCAUAAGGUAAGUGUUGUUAGACCUUGCCAAUUUCUGCCAAAGGGACUCAAUGCUUCUAACAAAUGACAACCAAGUUUUGUUUGUCAACCCAAAUGAUACGAUGGUGUGUUCUGUAAUCUGUAUCUUUAUCAGUGUUUUACCAGCCACCACUUAUGUCUGUCAGGGAGCUAGACCAUAGGGAAAGGUUUUGUACUGUAGGAACCAGCUAUACAGUAUACCUCAGUGUAAGAAAUGGUUUAAUACCAAACAUGACAGCGAAUUGCAAGUAUUAGUGAUAAUACUUAUAUUAAUUGCCUUUUUGUACAUUUAUUAUAUUUUCUUCCUAUCCUCUAGAAAGCUGUGAUAUGUUGCAAGAAAGUUUUGCAAAGUAUGUUUACUAAACUGCAUUGUCUUGAGCUUACAGAUAAUGCUUCCGGGACACUUUGCGUUCUGACAAAGAAAUUAUGUUUUGACAGUUCACAAAUUAAGUAUUUGUUGAACACUCAAAAGGUUAGGGAAACAAGAUUAAUACAGCAAUUUUGAACAUGGUUAAAGGGUUAAAGGGCUUCUUUAACUCAUGUUCUGGCCUUAGUGCUCAAGUACAUCUUAUGACUUAAGUCUGACUUACAAAGAUUAUUUUAGAAAAAUGUCCUCCUUGUUUUGUGAUGAUGUUCAUUCAAACUUUUUGAUCGUAUUUGUAUUUGAAAUGCGUUUUCCAUGUUUCAACAUGUUGUAAAUUUGAAUUUCAAUUUAACCAAAAAUGGCCCUUAUACCUUGUCCUUCAAAAACUGCAUGGUUUGGCAAUGUUGACCCCGAUGUUAUAAACAUGAGAAAUGAUAGAAACUAAUCUUUGAAUGGUCAUUUUGUUUUCAGGAUGCACAGAUAAGUAUGAAUGUUUAAUUAUGUGUUAAAGCUAAGUUUGCAUAUGCAUUGAAUUUGAAAAUGCUUUAAAGUUUUUGUAAUUGAUUAUUUUUUUGCUGUCUUGUUGGUAGAGAUGUCAGCCAUAAGGCUGGUUUGCCAUUCUUCACUGUGUAUUGUGUACAGUAAUUUUUAGUUUCCAUGAUCAUUUGCCAAUGUUGUGUCAAAUAUAGUCUAGAUAACUUGUUUGUGGAUAAGUUGGCAGUGUGGUGUAAACUUUGGUUCAAAUGCUGCAGGUAAGGGUCUACCAAUCUCUCGGAAUUUGAUAUUUGUAUAUGUGCCUGGCAACAAUAAUUCUGUUAUGUGUAUUGUAAAGGGGAAAGACAAUAUUACCAGUAUAUAUAGUAGUGUUAUUACUGGUUGUUAAAAUAGAGCAAACAUUAUUUAAGUUUCCUUUAAAUGACAGAUUCCUCCUUAAAGUAAGAUUAAAAUCAUUUUGGCCUUCUUCACACAUCAAGCUGGCACACCCUGAUACAAUUGAAAUAUUUUAAAAAAAAACAUUAAAUCAAACCUGCUCUUCAUUUAUGUUGCUAAAUUAAAACAUGAAUUCACAAAAAAAUGAAAGUUGAUUCUGAUGAAUAAUUAAUUUGAGACCCUAUUACAAUUGUUUAAAGGAAAUUAGAUUUCUGUAUUAUGUGAUAACUGUCCAGAAGAAUAUAGUGAGGACUGACAUUUAAUCUGGAUCACUGUAACCUUGACUAAAAUCCUGGGGUGGAAGUGGUAGCAGAUGCUCAAGUAAUAUACAGACAGAGCUACUUUUUGAGUAUGAAAGAAUAACCGGGUACUGAACCAAGUAGAUUACAUUUCUUUACCAGAAGGGAAAUCAUCCUUUGAUUGUUCGUGACAUUUGACCACACAGAUGACAUGCAUCAAUACAAUGGCUCACCUUUGACAUAAAUAUAUGAAUUGUGGUUUUGGUUCCUAUUACACUCAAUUUCAGAACAUGGGUAGGUAGGUAGCCUUGUUUUUUUGGCUCACCUGACUAAAAGUCAAGCAAGCGCAAGUCAUGGCCAGCUCGUCCCGCUUCAUUGUUGUCAGCAGCUGUAAACAUCUCAAACCACUGGAUCAAUGAAGCUGAAAAUUCACAUGCUUAUUCCUUCCAAAGGUGCCACCUUACUUUCUUGAAGGGGUUUGAAUCCAAUUUUCAAUAUGGCCGCCCUAGCAGCCAUAUUGAAGCUUUUUAUGGCCAUUUUGCAUUAUUUGAAUUGUUUAAUAGUAUAUCCACCUGAAUUUCUCUCAAAAUACAUUUUUGGCCCUGCAGACAUUACUGAAAUUGCACACUGCGGAUACGGAACCAGGAAACCUUUUUUUGAAAUUUAGUUACUUGUUUCAUAUUUGUUAAUACAUUUUCCCUCUGUAUUUAUGCAGACAAUUUGACAGCAACCUUUAUGUUGUUGUCUUUUUAACAUCUAAAACUGUUGACUACAUGUCAAGGUGAGCUACAGUGCCGUGGCAUUAUUUAAAAAGAAUAACGCACCUAUGUUGGUGCUGUGUGCCCCUUCAUCUGUAUCAAAGAGUGGCGAACAUAGGUGGCCAAGGCAUGCAAAGUUGAGCCAGAAUCCUACAAUACUGGGUUCGAAUCCCAGGAUUGCCCUGAUUAUCAUACUUUGUUUGUCAGCACUAUACCCUUGCUCGUAGGUUUCACCAAAGUGGUAAAUGUCUUUGAUCUGCAUCACUUCAAACUUUUCAUCCACAUCAAGUUUAAAUGAAAUACUGUUCAAGUGAUUAGCACUGAAAAUGAAAGAGGGUUGGCACCUUAAUUUAGGCUCAGUUGGGUAAUUGCAACCACAUCACUUUCUUUAAAUCCCCAACUGAAAUACUGUCCAGAGAGUCAUUAAUCAAACUUACACAUUACCCAGAGACUGUUUUUCAAACAGUUUAUGGUUUCUCUCACAUGUUGUAUUGUGGAUCAGAACUCAUGAGUCUUAUCAUCACUUGUAAGUGUAGUGAGCCUAUUGGUAACACUGUGAGAAACUUGCUUUAUAGACCAUGAUUUUUUUUGUCAAUGCUUAAGUAAUUGUCAAAGAUGUACAUCACAAACAAACAUUCCUUAAUAUUCCUCUGUAUUGCUUGUAAAUUCUGCAAGUUGACACCAGCUAAGGCCAUCUGUACUUUUCUCUGUUUCUCAUCUACUGAUCCCAAAUUACUUUUAUUAAAUUAUUUUUAUAUGAAUUUCCUGUCAGUGCUAUGUUAUUGUAGGAGGUUUUGAAAGAAAGGAAGGAGCUCAACCAAUUUACAUCUUUUAAGCCCGUUGAACAUCUGGGUCAGAAUAGGUCUUCAGCAAACCCAGGCUUUCCGUAAGAGGUGACUGACAGGAUCGGGCGGUCAAGCUCGCUGACUUGGUCCUUGCAUGUCAUCGUAUCCCAGUUGCAUGGAUUGAUGUUCAUGAUAUCAAUCACUGGAUUGUCUGGUCAACUAUUUAGGCUGCUGUCAUAUAGCUCAAAUAUUGCUGAGUGUGGCAUUAAAUCACAAACAAAAACAUCUUAUUUCAUCUUUUAAAACCAAUGGUAGUUUUUUGGAGGAUUUAAAAAAUACAAUUGGUAAGUUUUUUCCAACUGACCACUGCUCCAUCUGAAGCUGAUCGUGGAAAUGGGAAACAAAAAAUAAUAUGGAUGGCCUAAUGUCCAGUUGUUAUGUUGUGCACAGGUCUUCUUCAGGGUAUUAAAGUUCCUCCUCACAUGUGUACUCCUUGCAAGAUCCUUAUUGAAUGUUGGUACUUUGGAGUAGUUUUUUAUAUAACAUCAUCUGAAUCACAUUUCAGCUCCCAAUGGAUGAUUAAAUAGGGCAUUCGUAUUUCUUAACUCUCAACAUGUAUUUUCUCGCAAAACUGUUGGCAUUAUCUGAAUCUGAUAUAUUGUGUUCAUGUGACAAAGUGUGAGUAUCUGAGUAAACAUAUUAGACUGUGUAGACCAGUUAAAUGAAUGAUCUCAAUAUUGGCAGUGAGAUAUUAUAUUAACCCUGUGUAAUUGAGAUGGAUAGUGACAUAUUUGACACAUUAAGUGCUAGCUACAACUGUGAGACUUUGUAUAUUUCUGCUUGUGAGUGUUGACAUGGAGCCUACAUGUCCUUUACAUGGAUGUUAAGUCCAUAUUUUACUGUAUCUUGUUUGUUGGUGCUACUGUCGGGACCCUUCAGGCUCACUUUGUUAUGUAUAAUGAUAGAAUGCUUGUUCAGUUGACAGGGCAGAUAACUCCAGUUGCAGGAGACAUUUUCUGAUCAAACUCUUUAUCUCCAUAACCUUUAUAGUGGGUUGGCCUUAUGGUCCAGCUACCACAAUAGUGAAGGGUUGCAUCCCUUUGCAGGAUCCGUUGAUUGUGGGUUCAAGUCCUAGAUUUUUCUGGAUAAUGAUCCAUGUUUGUCGGCACCAUAGCCAUCAUAGCCAUCAUUUUGAGAGGCCCUGGGUACUUAUUACAUUGAAUAUGGUAUUUGCAUUUGUACUACUUUUGUUCUUACAGAAAUAACAUUAAUUCAUAAGAAGUUAAGGUAAGCUUCAGUUAAGACUGAACACCCCAUGUUGAUGUGCCAGGCUGCCACACAGCCUCUCCCUGUAGUUUCCCCAGUGACAACUAGUCCCCAGUUAAUAAUGCUUGUAUGGAAGCCGACUGAAAUAAGGAUUGGCAGGCUGCAAUCUGCUGCCUCAUUGUCCUACCCUUUUGCUGUGGAUCCCUGCUCUGGUCUGAUGCUAGUCAUCAAUUCCUCAAGAGCAUGACACCUGACCCUCAUUAUUGUAAUGGAUAAGCAUCAAUGAUUGCACUGAUAAGUACCAAAUGAUAUCUGUCCUGUUGACUGAGCUGAAGAUUGCUAAUGUUUGUAGCUCAAGUCAGUUUGAGUUGUGUGUGUUAAGUUAUACCAGUCCUAGUGUUAAGUUUGAUCAUGGUUCCAAUGAAAUGUAAUUGUUGAUUUGUACUGGAUGUAUAUUCAGAUCUGAGAAGUCUUCUACCCCUGAAGUGCUGACUUUGACUGCUGAUUACUAUACUAUUGCACAGAGUGCAAGUUCAAGUCGUAUAUUUAUCAUUGAUACUUGCUACUGAUUUUCAGAAUUAUACAUAUUGAUUGUUGCGAGAGUUUUGUAUGUAAAAAUGUGUAUGUGUAUGUGUUAUGCUGAAUGGAAUGAUAUUACAAACAUCAAAUGAAA